CGAAUCCUUCGGUUCAUUGCCGAAGGUUUUCUUCGGGUCAUUAAUGAAUGUGGCGCGAUGCCCGUGGUCGGGGAACUCAUGAACCCUAAUGGCCACGUGUUGGUUCUCCUCUGCUGAUGCAUCUGAGCCUUCGGAUGUCCGGGCGGUCUCUGUGUUCGUGCGCUUGUCCAGGCGACGGAGCUUGAAAGCUUUCCGUGGGCGACCGAUUUCGUCUCUUCCCCGAUGUUGGUGGACUCAUGGCUUUGACCGGCGUCCUGAGGACUUUGCCCCACCACCCUCGCUCGGUGGCAGACGAGAGUGCUCGAUGAUUCAUUCAUUCAUUCGGUGCUCUUGACAGCCAGAGGGCGAAUUUUCUUCUGCCCCAUCAACCUCGUCAACAGCACUUUAGGGAGAAAACCAGUCUGGUAGUUUUGAUUCUCUCGUUAUGAUUCGACGGGAAAAUCAUUCGACUUUUGACGUUUUCCGGGGCUUGAUAGAAGACGAAUCGGAUCCAGUUCUGCUAGAAGGUUAGGAAGAAUCGGCCUUCGAUCUUCCAGCGCAUUUCAUGUCACCCUUGCGAUUGCUACUUCGCAAUAUUUUCUUGAAAAGCUUUACCAAACAGGAACUUAUUCCUUCGUGGUCAGCGUUCAAGUCAGCAAUAAAAUUCUGGGGUCAACAUUGGAAUAGUACGAAAAUACCACAUGAUCCUUUAAUAGUCAGUAGUUUCAGCAAUCUAUAUCUAGACUUUGACAGACUACAUGACUACAACAUAUUAGACUUUGACUUGAAUGAAAAGAAGAUGUUGGCAUAGAAUGUUCAGUAUUUAACAUUAAAAAUUGUAUUUUUUUCCAU
Molecule: messenger RNA, 831 nt
Organism: Marchantia polymorpha subsp. ruderalis
Lineage: Eukaryota; Viridiplantae; Streptophyta; Marchantiopsida; Marchantiales; Marchantiaceae
Source: the annotation of a GenBank genome assembly